Molecule: messenger RNA, 2231 nt
Organism: Syngnathus typhle (broad-nosed pipefish)
Lineage: Eukaryota; Metazoa; Chordata; Actinopteri; Syngnathiformes; Syngnathidae
Product: 1-acylglycerol-3-phosphate O-acyltransferase ABHD5-like
Exons: 7
Coding region: 91-1152 (353 amino acids)
Biological process (GO): positive regulation of triglyceride catabolic process; negative regulation of triglyceride storage
Cellular component (GO): lipid droplet
Source: RefSeq, a predicted model, not a curated record
CCAGUUAAGUCUAUUGACGCGGAGUGUACUUGAACGCAACAUGGUAAAUUCUGACAUUUCUCCAACUCGGUCGUAGGACCACCGUUAAACAUGCUUAGUAUGGCGGAAUGGGAUCCACCUGCCAAGGAGCAAAGCUCCUGGUUAUUAAGUUGGCUGCCAUCAUGGUGCCCCACUUCCCUCACUCAGCUUAAAGAUGCAGAGGAGAAAAUGCUGAAAAGUGUCAAGCAGGCUUUCUCCAGACAGCAUGUCCGCAUCUCCAACGGAAACUACCUGUGGACCAUCGCCUUCCAGCCACCCUCCAUUCCACAGUCCAGGCCUCCUCUGGUUUUGCUGCACGGCUUUGGCGGCGGCGUGGCCCUGUGGACUCAAAAUCUGGACUCACUCUCCAGCGGCGGUGCCGUCUACGCCGUGGACUUGCUGGGCUUCGGCCGAAGCAGCCGGCCGCUGUUCAGCGGUGAGCCCGAGGGGGCCGAGGAGCAGUUUGUGGACGCGCUGGAAGAAUGGAGGGAGAAGCUGGGCCUGCAGGAAAUGCUGCUACUGGGACACAACCUGGGAGGAUAUUUGUCUGCUGCCUAUACUCUCAGAUACCCAAACAGGGUAAAACAUUUGCUGCUGGUAGAGCCAUGGGGGUUCCCCGCCCGUCCUGAGAACCCGCACCAUAACUCCAUCCCAGUGUGGAUCAGAGCCAUGGGGGCCGUCAUGAGCCCCUUCAACCCGCUAGCUGGCCUCAGGCUAGCCGGGCCUUUGGGUCCGACGCUGGUCCAAACAAUCAGAUCUGACUUCAAGCAGAAGUACUCCUCCAUUUUUGAUGACAACACCGUGUCCAACUACAUCUACCAUCUCAAUGCUCAGACUCCCAGCGGCGAAACAGCGUUCAAGAACAUGACCGUCCCGUACGGCUGGGCGAAGCGGCCCAUGUUGGAGCGCAUCGGACAAGUUCAGGCGGGAAUUCCCAUUUCUUUUAUUUACGGCUCGCGAUCAAGCAUCGACAGCGCCUCAGGAUACGCCUUCAAGAAAACCAGGCCGGAGGUUGGAAUCACCGUCAUUCGAGGAGCGGGCCAUUACGUUUUUGCCGAUCAGCCUGAAGACUUCAACCAAACAGUCCACAGCAUCCUCUCCAGAACCAGCUCAGACUUUGACCUGAAACCAUGACUUUUUUUUUUUUUUUUUAAACCUCACCACUAAACAGGGACCACUAAAGCAUUUAAGUUUUUCUUUCACGCACUUUACCGACCGGAGACGCUCGUCUGCCACUCGGGAUAAACUCUCCCUUGGCCUCCGAGGAUUGCGUCAAAAAGCUGGCGCGAAUAAUGCGAUCACGUGCCUUUGGAAAAAGAUGUGGGGCAACUCUUAUCUGAAUGUGGAAAGACAAUUCUCCCAAGUGGACAUCUUGUUCGGAGCACGGAUCUAUACAGAAUGUUCUCGCAGAUACGAGGGAAAAAGUAAAUAGGACAAAGGGCAACUGCUCGCCUGUGUGUGUGUGUGUGUGUAUGUGUAUGUGUGUGUUGGUUCUCGGAAUCCUCACCUCUCCUAACCUAACCAGUAGGUGUCAGCACAGCACACUGCCUCAACUGGUUUGUUACACAGUCCAUGAUCCUCUAGAAGUUUGGUUGUUUUUUUUAGGAGGUUGGAAUUCUACAAAAAAAAAAAAAAACAUACACUCACACACAAUCUGUUGCCUAAAAUGUGCAGCAGUAUAUGAGGUGUGUCAGAAGAACUCCAGGACAGGAGUCACAAAAGAUGUACAGUGGCGAUAUAUAAAAAGUCUACACACCCCUGUUAGUAAAGGUUUUUGUAAAAAGAAAAGAAAAAUGCCCCAAAGUAUUAUACUGUUCACUUUGCACAUUAAAGGGGUCAAUCACAGCCACCAGUCCUGGAACAUUUCAGACAUCACCUCAUAUUGUUCUACUGUCUUCCAUUGGAACACAACAAGGGAACAUUAAAUGGUUAGCCAAGUAGGAAUUCAUGUUUGUAGCUUGAUUUUUUUUUUUUUUUUGGUGUGUUCUUAUUUCAUGUGUUUAACAAACCUUUUAAAAUGAUAAAAUGUGGUUUCCUACCUGCAGCUCAAAUGUACUAAAAUAUAUCACGUCAUUGUAUCAACAAUAUAUACGUACAUAAUCUCAUAAACAACACAAGAGAUGUGAAUUUAAAAGCUAUUUGCAAGGAAAUUUGCGUCUGCUUUCAUAACUUCAUGUGACUGUUAAUAAAUGAUUUUUUUGGAAUUUUAAAAA